Anastrepha obliqua is the source of this 5400-nucleotide messenger RNA. RefSeq lists its product as uncharacterized. Gene Ontology annotation, biological process: DNA integration. The record is from RefSeq and is a predicted model, not a curated record. Gene Ontology annotation, molecular function: zinc ion binding; nucleic acid binding. Lineage: Eukaryota; Metazoa; Arthropoda; Insecta; Diptera; Tephritidae. Bases 1 to 5400 code for a protein of 1799 amino acids. The transcript has 4 exons.
AUGCAAGGGGAAGAUACAGAUCGAGCAGCCUUUCUAAGACUGAAAACCAAGGCUAUUUUCAACAGAUUGGAGCGCUUUAUCAAAGAGUUGGACUCAGACAAGCUGCACAGUAUGGACGAGUACAGUAUUUCGGCAACGCUAGAAUCUCUGGUCGAAUUGAAAUCCAACUUUUCUGUCGCGCAUACGAGCUUAGAGGAAUUAGAUUUUGACUCCAUAGCCAGCGAUUUGCCAAGCCACUUCGAUGCUGCUCUAAUCAACCUUAGGGCUAGCUUGCAACGCGAGAUAGGUAAACGUAGUACCUCUCAACAUUGCUCCACGUUCAGGAUGAACUCCAGUGAAGCCCAAUCAAUCGUCGUAAACGCCAAUAGUUCACGUCUACCAUUACUAACGCUGCCUAAAUUUUCUGGGGCCUACACUGAGUGGACAAAUUUCUAUUCGAUGUUCACGUCAAUUAUCGACAAGGACAGCGACCUCACAAACAUCGACAAACUACAACAUUUGUGUUCCUGUUUGAGUGGCGCUGCCCUCGACACCGUGCGAUCACUGGAAAUAACCAAUGAUAAUUAUAAAACUGCUUUAGAACUUUUGCAGAAGCGUUUCGAUAACAAACGUCUUAUAUUUCAGGCACACGUCAGGGAGAUAUUUGGGCUGAGCAAGGUGGAUUCAAACGUAGGCAUGCUCCGAAAGCUGACAGACAAGGUCACUUCGCACAUUCGUGCAUUACAGUCGCUCGCACCUAACGAGAAAAUUGCAGACUGCAUCAUCGUACAAAUGAUUCUCCAGAAACUUGACAAAACGACGCAGGCCAAAUGGGAGGAAACCUCUUCGAUCAGCGAGCUGCCAUCCUGGGAUCAAUUGACUGCAUUCUUGGAAAGGCGCUGCCGAAUGCUUGAGAAUGUUGAGCAUGCUGUUCAAGCACAGACUGGUCAGGCGUUAAGGCAUAGCAAAAACGACAGUAUUAGUCAAAGGAAAACGUUCGUCGCCUCCAAAGGCUCAACACGUGUUUGUGUAUUUUGUCGAUCACCCGAGCAUGCAAUUUAUAGUUGUCAACUUUUCGCAAAUUUAGAUCCGAACUCGCGCCUGGGGGAAGUUAAGAAGCUUGCACUUUGUCUUAACUGCCUCAAGGCUGGCCAUCAAAUGCGGGACUGCAAAUCCGGAUCGUGCCGCACCUGCCAGGCGAAACACCACACGCUCCUGCAUUUUAACCGCUCAACUGCUUCGUUAACCGAUAGUCAAGCCGAUGCUUCAUCGGUGGCCACAAUUCGAUCCAGUGCUAUGACUGCAUCGAUAUCUGCUUCGCUUAAUGCCCCGGUGUCUCCUUCUGAUGCUGUGCUCCUAGCUACUGCCGUCAUUCUUAUAAAAAAUCGUGCUGGAAUCUUCGUGUCCUGUCGCGCUCUUUUAGAUUCUGGUUCCCAGUUGCACUUCGUCACAACUCGCUUCGCAAAUCAACUUCAGCUAUUCAAAACAAAGGCUUCUGCUACAGUCUCUGGAAUUGGAGAUGCCAACUUCCCAACAGAAGGUUACUCACUCGAUCUCGUACUUAAGUCGCGGAUCUCAGAUUUUUCAACAAGCAUCACUGCCCUUGUUGUGAAAACCAUCACCGACAAUCAGCCUGGCUGCUCCGUGAGCACCAACGAGUGGAAUGUUCCGUCGAAUAUACCACUAGCCGAUCCUGGGUUCAACUUACCACAGCGUAUUGAUCUGCUCAUCGGAGCAGGACUGUUCUUCGAUCUACUUUGUGUGGGUCAGAUACGCUUAGGAUCUGGCUUACCACUACUUCAGAAAACUCGUCUCGGAUGGGUGCUAUCUGGAGGUGGGCAACAAACUCCAAACCUGUCAUCAUUCGUCGUGAGGCAGAAAUCCUCCAGUGGUCUCAUUCCCAGCACUCGGCUGGACUAUUUAGUACGUCGGUUUUGGGAGAUCGAGCACAUUUUCGAACCGAUCUCUAAGGCCUCCCAAGAAGAUCUCGACUGCGAAGCCCACUUCCAGGAAAAUUAUUUUCGAUUGCCAUCAGGUGAAUACUCUGUUCGUCUGCCCAUAAAACGCAGCAUGGAUGCCCUAGGAGACUCCUAUUUACAAGCUCGUCAACGCUUUCAAGGUCUGGAACGAAAAUUCGCCCGUAACCCUGAUCUAAAGGCAGAAUACAGUAAGUUUAUUAAGGAAUAUCUGGAUCUCAACCACAUGUCGCUGGUUUCCAACGAGGUUGUACAACAAUGCAAGUACUUCCUGCCACAUCAUUGCGUUAUCAAGGAUGACAGUAGUACAACAAAAUUGAGGGUGGUUUUUGAUGGAUCUGCAACCACUACCUCAGGUUUUUCGUUAAAUGACCUGCUCAUGGCAGGCCCAACUAUUCAACCGAAGCUUUUUCAUAUUCUCAUUAGAUUUCGUACUUUUCCUAUAGCACUUACUGCAGACAUCUGUAAGAUGUAUAGGUGUGUUCGCGUCACUCCACCGGACAACAUGCUCCAAUGUAUUUUGUGGCGAGAAUCUCCACAAGAAGACUUUCGCAUCUAUAAGCUCGACACGGUGACGUAUGGAACUAAGCCUGCAGCGUUUCUAGCCAUCCGAGCCAUGCACCAACUCGCAGCAGACGAAUCCGCGACUUAUCCCAUUGGAGCAGAAGCGGUACUUCGGGACUUCUAUGUAGAUGACCUGAUAACUGGGGGCGAUUCAAUGGCAGAAGUACUCAACAUUAAACUGCAAACAACUAGCCUUCUUACUCGAGGAAACUUCAAGUUACGCAAAUGGUGCUCUAAUAGUCCUGAGAUCCUUCGGGAUAUUCCUGACGUAGACAAGGAAAAGUUUCUUAAGUUUGACGAUGGCAGUGACAUCACCAAAGCACUGGGGCUUGUCUGGGACCCGCACAAGGACAAAUUGCUAUUUUCAUUUGUACCACAAAGAGAAUUCGGAAAAAACUCCAAACGCUCUGCUUUGUCUACACUAGCUCGAUGUUACGAUCCCCUUGGACUAAUGGGGCCCACGCUGACCAAGGCGAAGAUUCUUCUGCAACGAAUGUGGAGAGAUAAGCUCGAGUGGGAUGAGAGUCUGCCACAAUCGUUAGACACUGCUUGGUCUGCUUUUUGCACUGGAUUUGCAGACAUGCAGUAUCUAUCAUUUCCUCGUUACGUUUUUCAGUCUGAAGCUAUUAGAGAAAUCCAUGCAUUUUGCGAUACAAGCCUUGAAGCUUAUGGGACUUGUGUUUACACGCGAUCAACCAAGGACAACAACAUACAGGUUCACCUAUUAUGUUCAAAGGCUCGUGUCUCUCCACUAAAGACCGUCACCAUACCCAAGCUGGAACUCUGUGCAGCAACAUUGCUCGCACAGCUAAUGGAUUCCUCCACUGUCCUUUCGUGGAUGCGAGAAGAACCGUCAAGGUUUAACGUUUUUGUCGCCAAUCGGGUUUCCACCAUACAUCAACUGACAGAGGGUAUGCAAUGGCACUAUGUUCCUACAGCAAUGAACCCGGCUGACAUUUUAUCGAAGGGAGCUACACCCCGGGAACUUCUAGGAUCGAAACUUUGGAUGCACGGCCCAUCCUUUUUGCUAGAAGCGGAGGACAAGUGGCCACGCAUGUGCUCACCACAACCAAAACUUCCCGAAAUUCGACAAAGGGUUUUGCUUUCUGCAAAUAAUCAUAUAGACAUUUCCCUUUCAUUCAAAUACAUUAACUCAUUCGGAACAAUGCAGCGAAUUUUUGGGUACGUCAGCAAGUUUAUUAACAUCAAAAAAUCGCCAAGGUCAUCGCAACUCAAGGCUGAAGACAUUCAUCAGGGAACUCAACUUCUUAUUCGCAUAGUACAAAGAGCGCAAUUGCGGCCGGAGUACACUGCAUUGCAAGCCAAUAAAUGCGUCCCUAAUUCGAGCAGCAUUGCCUCGUUAUCGCCAUUCCUUGAUGACUUCGGAACUAUUAGAGUCGGUGGACGAUUAAAAAACUCGAUGCUUAGCUUUUCAUCGCGCCAUCCAUGCAUUCUACCGAAGGAUCAUCCACUGACGUACGCAAUAAUCACGUAUUUUCAUCGUAAGCAUCACCAUGCAGGUCCUCAAGCUUUACUCGCCUUUAUUCGUAUGCAGUUUUGGCCAAUAGGUGGCAGGAAAACAACAGCUCGCGUUCUACAAAAAUGCAUUAUCUGCCUCAAAUCAAGACCGAGACUCGUCGAGCACAUAAUGGCUGAUCUGCCGAAGGAACGCAUUCAGGCUUCGCGGCCCUUCAUAGUCACCGGUGUGGAUUACUGCGGCCCGUUUUAUUACAAGCCUGAAGUGCGCAACAAAUCGCCACAAAAAUGUUAUGUUAGCGUGUUCAUAUGCUUCGCUACAAAAGCUGUUUGGAUGGAGUUGGUAAGAGACCUUUCAACGGGUGCAUUUAUUGACGCAUUAAAAAGAUUCAUAGCCACGCGUGGAAUACCAAGAUGUAUCUGGUCUGACAAUGCAACGAAUUUUGUAGGCGCUAAGAACGAGCUUAAGGAACUACGAGACUUAGUUAUCAGUGAAAAACACCGCAGCAAACUUCACAACUUUUGCCUCAGUAAUGGGUUCGAUUGGCGCUUCAUUCCCCCUCGCUCCCCGCACUUUGGCGGUUUGUGGGAAGCAGCCGUAAAGACAGCCAAGCAACAUUUCUAUCGUUCCGCUAGCUCAUCAAUUCUUGGGUUUGAUGAAUUGCGUACAUUGCCCAACAUAUCUCAGCAACCAAACAACCUAACACCGCGUCCGCAACCGUUUCCGUUUCCGAAACCUCAACCACGACCGGAACCAAUGGACAUAGAUCCAUCAUUACGUACACGCCAUGUUAAUUACAUGAACAGACCACGCGCUAACGACUUUUUCGGUAAGAGACCUCCGAUCGAUAACCCACCGGUUCCGAAUAAAGUGCAAAGGAAUUUCCAUAUAGAUUCCGACCAAAAUUAUGGUCAAGAGCAAUCUAUAGCAGAACAUACAAAUGACUAUAUAGACCAGUACGAUGAAUUACAAGACAACGAUCUGACUGACAUAACAGAUAUACAUUUUUUAGACAAUAUAUUUACGGACCACCAACCCUUGACCCAAGCACUAAGCAACAAAAACAAUAAUGCAAAAAUGAAACGCUGGAAAGCUAUCCUGGAGGAAUACAAUCAUGAGCUCCAUUAUAAACCAGGUACGACAAACGUUGUGGCCGAUGCACUUUCACGAACGAUAACCGAACCAAUAAACGCUCUGUCCACAACCCAACACAGUGACGAAAGUUCAUCCGAUAAUCUAAUCCCGCACGUAGAAACUCCGAUAAACGUUUUCAAAAAUCAAAUAUUUCUAAACACUGGCUACAUGAGUACAGCGGACGUACAACGCUUACACAGCGCUUCCCACAAUAUUCCAGACGCACUGUCAGCAGAAAAGCCAACAGCAGCAACACCCCAAUUGAAUUAG